Molecule: messenger RNA, 594 nt
Organism: Lactuca saligna
Lineage: Eukaryota; Viridiplantae; Streptophyta; Magnoliopsida; Asterales; Asteraceae
Source: the annotation of a GenBank genome assembly
AUGAUAUCCCCGGAUAACUCUUAUGCAAGUGUUGUUAAAUGGCCACCUAAUGGUCGUGGUGAUUGGAUUAAGACUCAUGUUGAUGACAUUUUAGUCAUUCCGUCUGGUGAUUUUAUAGUGGAAAAGAGAAAAUGUGAUUGUCUGGUUAAAGUUAGAGAUUUCUACUCAUUACCAAAUAUUCGUAUGCUUUGCUAUGAUGAAGGUUUUGAAGAUUUUGAUCUAAGAUAUGCUGGUGGGUAUUGGGUUAUGAUUGAAUUCAAAGUGAAAGAGGCAUGCACAAAUUUCAUGACUUAUGAUGGUUUGAAUCAUUGGUUUGUUGAAAAACAAGAGCGGGAUAGGAAUUUUACUCCUCUUGAAAGACUUGUGUCGCGAGAUAUCGAAGGAGUUCCUCUCCAUGCAUUGAGUAAGGAUGCUUUUAGAAGAAGUCUAGCUAAGUGGGGGUAUAUUGCUCAUCUUGACGAUUAUCUUAGUGAAGAUGUUUAUAAGAACCAGAUUUGUAUUUUGACCAUAUUCCAAGGAAUUAUUUCGGAAGACAUUAAGAUCAAGGUUGAUGAUUUAGUUUUUACUAUUCACAUCAAAGAAGCUUCGGGAUAG